Messenger RNA from Linum trigynum, 6058 nucleotides. NCBI's taxonomy places the organism in Eukaryota, Viridiplantae, Streptophyta, Magnoliopsida, Malpighiales, Linaceae. The record is from the annotation of a GenBank genome assembly.
GUAGUACAAAAUCAUAUGAUUCAUAGUGCGGAAAAACUAUCACAUUAUCAUUGGAUCGUUAUUCUAUUCCUACCAAAUGCGUCGAUAGAUCGAUCAUGCAUCGGAUCCAAGCCUCCAAUCCACCAUUCCAGCAUUCAGGGUCGUGGUUUUCCAAAUCCUCCUCUCCUAUAAAACCUUAUAUGGAUCUUUUUUUUACCUAUUUUUGUAAUUUUUUUUUGGAAAGCAACUUUUUUUUUUUGUAAUUUAGAGUAGUGGCUGUAACAUCCCAGACCUUUUCCUGACGAAGAUACUGUCCGUUUUGGGCCUCGACCUUCACGGUUUUCGACUUGGGGUGCAAUUCAAGGUGACUUCCCAUAAGGUCACCCAUCCUUGUUGUUGAGCACGUUUAACUUCGGAGUUUUCACAAGAACUCAUCAAUUUCGCCCCAAAACGCUUCUUGUUACUUAAUGUCAGUUUCUUACUUAUGAACCAUAGAUCUCUCCCGUAUUUUGUCGAUGCAGGAUUUGAAUAAGUUGUUACACUAGCUUUCAGUCUGGAGAAAGGAGAAGUAGCUUUUAGAAGAAAUAAAAAGUGAGGGUAGUAAUGAGGAAAAGGCCAAAAUGAAGGGCGAAUGCAGAGGGAAUUUUGAUCUGUUCUGUUCUGACACAACAGGAAAAAAUAAAAUAAAAUAAAAUAAAAAAGAGAAUAUAAUUGAAUUCGAAGUUUCCGUUUUCUCCCUGCAAUUCCCUCUUCCUCCCUUCUCCCCAUUCUCCCUCCCUCCUCUCUGCAACAGUAAUAACAAUGGCGUCCUGACUGAUUUCGGCAGGAAAAAUAAUAGAGAUAUGGCUGCCAAUGCGACUGUCAGAGCUUCUGUCAGACAGUUACAGAGUCCUUAUUCCCAUCCUUCAUUUUCUGCUUCUUCGUCUACCACUUCUUCCCCUGCUGCUUCUCCUUCCUCCUCCUCCUCUUCUUCCUAUUCUUCUGCUAGAAACGGAAACGGGAAUGGAGCUUCUCAAAAACAGCAGCAGCAGCAGCAGCAGCAGAGCAAUGGUUCGUCUGUCACUGUCAGGAAUAAGGCUCCUUCCGGCGCUGCCACCGGCAGCCGCCGCUCCGUCACUCCAACUACUUCCCAUUCUCAGCGCUCGCCUUCGCUUUCCUCGUCGUCUUCUCACCACAACAAAGACAAUGAAUCUGGGAGAGUAAGACUUGCGGUUAGAUUGCGGCCCAGAAGUGCAGAGGAGGUCAUUUCAGAUGCCGAUUUUGCUGAUUGUGUUGAACUCCAACCAGAGCUGAAGAGGUUAAUGUUAAGGAAAAACAACUGGAGUGCUGAGUCGUACAAAUUUGAUGAUGUUUUCACAGAAACGGCCUCUCAAAGGCGUGUAUAUGAAGCUGUUGCAAAGCCUGUUGUUGAGAGUGUAUUGAGCGGAUACAAUGGCACGGUUAUGGCUUACGGUCAAACGGGUACUGGGAAAACUUAUACCAUUGGCAGAAUGGGAAAGGAUGACGCAGCUGAGCGGGGCAUCAUGGUUAGAUCUUUAGAGGAUAUACUAUCUGGUACUAGCUCUAGCUCUGAUGUCGUGGAGAUCUCUUAUUUGCAGUUGUACAUGGAAUCCAUACAAGAUUUGCUCGCACCUGAAAAAGUCAAUAUCCAUAUCAACGAUGAUCCAAAGACUGGAGAACUGUCUAUACAUGGUGCUACAUUGGUUAAACUCCGCGAUCUUGAUCAGUUUUUGGAGUUGAUGCGAAUAGGGGAAGCAAACCGUCAUGCAGCUAACACAAAACAAAAUACAGAAUCUUCACGUAGUCAUGCAAUUUUGAUGGUCUUUGUACGCAGAUCUGUUCCUCAGAAAUCAGAAGAUGGAAUUGGUGUGGUGCCUAAUCUACCGCGAGGAAAUGACCUUUGUAAAGUUAGAAAGAGCAAGAUGCUAAUUGUUGAUCUUGCCGGUUCUGAAAGGAUAGACAAAUCAGGCAGUCAAGGUCACUUACUCGAAGAGGCAAAGUUCAUUAAUCUUUCUCUCACUUCCCUUGGGAAAUGUAUAAAUGCUUUGGCUGAGAACAGUCUGCAUAUACCUACAAGGGACUCGAAGUUGACUAGAUUACUGUGUGAUUCUUUUGGAGGUUCUGCGAGGACCUCACUAAUUGUAACAAUCGGCCCAUCUGCACGACACCUUCCAGAGACCAGUAGCACAGUUAUGUUUGGACAACGGGCAAUGAAAAUUGUAAAUAUGGUGAAACUUAAAGAAGAGUUUGAUUACGAACGUCAAUGCCGGAAGCUUCAGAUACUGGUAGACCAGCUGACCGUGGAAAUAGAAAGGGAGAAGAAGUUGAGGGUUAGCGAAAGGUAUGCUUGUGAAAGGCAGGUUAAUGAAUGUCGGGACUCUUUAAAGAAUGUUGCAAUGAAAUCUGAGUUCUUGGAGAAGGAGAAGACUCAUAUGGAGGUUCAGAUAAAGGACAUCGUGAAUGAAUUGGACAACCAAAAGGCACAAAAUGGUGGACUGUGUGAUAAGGUGGCACAGCUGGAAAUGAGGUUGAGGCUUAGCCAGCUAGAAAAUUCGACAUAUCAAAAAGUGCUUGCUGAAACCACACAAUUGUACGAGGAGAAAAUAGCAGAGUCUAAAAAGCAGCUCGAAGACAAACAUGAUUCACAUGAAAGUGCUAAGGAAGAACUAAAUAUGAUGAAGGAACUCCUAAAUGACCGUCAUACAUCAAUAAGGCAACACGAGAUGGAAAGCUCUACGUAUCAGAAGGCACUUGGAGAGACCACUCAGAUGUAUGAGAAGAGAGUAGAGGAGUUAAUCAAGGAGCUUGAAGAGGAGCGUGCUCGUACUUCCAAUGCCGAGAAACAAUUAGAGAUGACUAACAAGCUCCUAACUGAUUGCAAAAAGUCAAUUCAGAAACAUGAGGCAGAAAACUGUUCGUUCCAGAAAGCACUUGCAGAAACUAAAGAACUGUACGAGAAGAGAAUAGCAGAGCUAAUCGAGCAACAAGAUGAUGAGAAGGCUCAUUUGAAGGGAGGAAAACCUCUGAGCGAUCAGCAGAACGUAAUGCAGUCUAGAGUUAGUACUGAUUCGUGUAUAAUACAUGAUAUCGAUGAUAUGGACGAAUCCCGGAUAAAGAUUGAAGAAGUGUCACACCUUAAUGCGAGCACUAAAGCUGAGCUUGAAUCCUUGAAGUCUGAUUAUGAAGACGUCUUACAAGGAAAGGCAAGAUUAAAUGAAGAACUUCUGGAAGUGAAGCAAAGACUUGAAAUGGAAGAGAAGCAAAGGAAGAAUGUUGAAAACGAACUGGCUAAAUUGAAGAAGAGCGAACCUGAAAUUGAAAAUUGCUCUGAGGAUACGUCAUCCAUGAAGGAAAAUAUUGGUAAACCCUCUUCAGCAAAUAAACUUCCGGCAGGAUUACACAAGUCAGGCCCUCUACGUGAAACACUUUCAGGUCAGAGAGCAUCUAUUGCAAAGAUGUGCGAGGAAGUUGGGCUUCAAAAGAUAUUGCAGCUAUUGGCAUCAGAUGAUCCUGAUGUUCAAAUCCAUGCUGUGAAAGUGGUUGCUAAUCUUGCAUCUGAAGACAUAAAUCAAGAGAAAAUUGUGGAGGAAGGAGGUUUAGAUGCCUUGCUUAUGCUGCUGAAAUCUUCGUUGAACACAACUAUCCUUCGAGUGACUUCUGGGGCCAUUGCCAACUUAGCAAUGAACGAUUUGAAUCAAGGAUUGAUAAUGAGCAAAGGUGGUGCUGAGCUACUGGCAGAGACAGCAACUAGAACAGACGACCCACAGACCCUCAGAAUGGUAGCCGGUGCCCUUGCCAACUUAUGUGGAAAUGAGUCAUUACACUUGACGUUGAAGAAAGAUGGAGGCAUAAAGGCACUCUUAGGGAUGGCCAAGUGUGGAAACACCGACGUAGUUGCACAGGUCGCCAGAGGAAUGGCCAAUUUUGCGAAAUGUGAAUCCCGAGCCACCCUUCAAGGGCACAGGAAAGGGCGUUCACUUCUGAUGGAUGAAGGUUCUUUAGAGUGGCUGAUCGCUAAUUGUAGCACACAUUCGACUUCUACGAGACGCCAUGUUGAGCUCGCCCUCUGUCAUUUAGCACAAAACGAAGGGAAUGUCAAGGAGUUUGUAUCCGGUGGAGGGUCCAGAGAACUGGUCAGAAUAUCGCACGAAUCUGCCAGAGAAGACAUUCGCAGCCUUGCCAGGAAGACUAUGAAAAUGCAUCCGCCAUUACUGUAAAAAGUAAAAAGAUACUGAUCUCAUCUCAUCAUGCCAGAAUAUCUCAUCUCACAAUUAGCAGCUUCUCUGUUCUAUAGCUUUCCUUUUCUGGCUGAGUAAUUUUAAUCCAAUGUUCUCAUUCAGGAAAUUUUACCAGUAUGGUAACAUUAUGACUGAAAUUUUGUUAACUGUAUAUGAAAGAGCUAUGUAAUGGGGAUAUAAACCUCACAUACUACUCUUCUGAUUCUCACUUGGGAAAACUUGAAAGAUACAGUAACGAAAGAACCGAGAUCUAUCCAUUUGAACUAGAGGAACAGACUAAAAAGGUAAUGGGCAACCAAAUCAGUUGUCCGGAGUGGCAGCUCCUUGGUUGAGCUCCGCAAAUCUCAUCCCAACACGCAUUGAAUGCUUCAAGAACUUCUCGGCACAUCUCGUCACACAAGUUUCCUCCUGCUUCUUGAGAGAUUUGCGGGUGAAGUCAUCCACGCAGUCGGUGAAGCAUCUCUCCACAAGCGAGUUGUACAUCUUCAAACUGCAGGAGGCAAAACAUCAAUUUGGUGGCGGCGAGAACAGAACUUAAAAGCAAAUUGGUGGGGGUGAUUUAUCAGUAGAUGACUAAGAAGAGAAGAGAACCAGGCGAGAAUAGAAAACCAAGUAAACCGCAGAUUUGAAUGUUGUUCCCAAAACGUCCAAUUGCAGCAGAGAUUGCUGCAUUGGUUUUUAAAGGAGAACAUACACAAUCACUCUGGCUUCACUCCACCGAAAAUGUCACCAGAAAUUCAGAGAACUAUCUCUCUGCGACAUCUCCGAACAUCUCUCAGAUGUGAAGCUUAGCUAAAUCAAGAAGCACAAGGACUCAAGGGAUCUUAUAGACAUGAACUUUUCCCCCUAGAUGGGGUUGUUUCCUAACAGAGAUUACCUUCUUUGCAACCCAUCUUCUCACCUACAAUUUACACCCAAGAACCCGCCGAGAACAUAAAAAAUAUGUGAAAACCUCAGUAGAAAAUGUUGUUCCCAAAACGUCCAAUUGCAACAUAGAUAGAUAGAUGCUGCAUCGGUUUCAAAGGAGAACACAUCAUAAUCACUCUGGCUCCACACCACUGAAAAUGUCACCAGAAAUUCAGAGAAGCAUCUUUCAGAGACAUCUCCAAACAACAUUGAUAGAUAUGUGAAGCUGAUCUAAAAAUCUAGAGGUCAUUCUGGUCCAAAGGACAUUCUACUGAAACGCUACGAAAUCCCCCUCCCGCAAACACCAAAACUGUUAAUAAUCAUAUGAAUACCAGAGAGCGAGAGCAGAAACGUUCAACCAAAUCAAAAUUUCGCCCCAAGAAACAAGUACUUAAUCGGAUACUAGAGCGAAACCAGCAGAAAGGUCCAUCUCCAUUCUCCUCUAGGACUGAAAAUCUCAAUACUACGACUACAAAACUCAAUGAGAGAAAGGGAGGAAGAAUGUAGCGGGGAUAACCUGUCGCGGAUUUGGAGCUGGUCGAUCAUGGAGGCCAUUCGCAUCUUGUCUUCCUCGGGCAUACCUUCCAGCCCAGCGAGCAUAUUCUUGUCCAUCUCGGAAGGAUUUUUCCGACGUCCCCGCUCUCGGAGGAAGAUCGCAAGACGAUCGCGAAAGUUGCUUCUCCCGGCUGGGCGGAGGAGCUGAUCAGAGAGGUUGCAAGGGAGGGAGAGAGGUUUAUCAGCCAAGAUUUAGGGUUUACACAACUUUCUCCCUUUUGUACUUAUGGCUUUAUUGUCGACUGCAAAACGGCAAAGCCUUGGCUAGAUAUCCACGUGGGAUCCGAUCACCGAUGGUUAACGACUCGAUCUCUACUCUCUACCCAACCCAACCAACCCGGUCAGGGGCAUCUUGGUGUAAAUAAUGAUCAGAUAUAUGA